UACAUCAUUAUAGUUUUAAUCAUUACAGCCUUUGCUACUUUAAAGACCCUAUAGGAAAUUAUUGUGUGGCACAUCAUUAUCAGGCAAUCACAGACUAAAGGACAACUUUUUUGUAUUUGUUUUUUCUCUGCCCAGGGGAAUUUGUGUCUUGGUGUGACCCCCUUUCCAUCGAGAGUGGAGACUGUACCACCUCAUUGUGACGGCAAAUAUAAGUGGAGCUGUCUAUUGAGUAACGUUACAAGUACAGACGGCAGAUCUGGCAAGGGCAAUCGGAAGAAGUAGUGUUUAAAGUUCCACAAGAUGGGAGACUCGAUCCAGUUAAAAGAUGACGGAAACAAACAUUUCCAAGCGGGAGAUAUUGAUAAGGCUAUUGAGUGCUACACUAAAGCCAUCAAGGUGUGUCAGGACAAGAAGGUGCUGGCUGUUAUUCACAGAAACCGAUCUGCUUGCUAUCUAAAAAAGGAAAGUUAUUCCAGUGCAGCCUCUGAUGCAUCCAAAGCUAUCGAUGUCGACGCAGCCGAUAUCAAAGCCUUAUACAGACGUUGCCAAGCUCUGGAGAAGCUUGGUAAACUGGACUUGGCCUUCAAGGAUGUACAGAGAUGUGCAACCAUUGAACCAAAGAAUAAAACCUUCUUGGAGACUCUCCGCAGGCUGGGGGCUGAAAUCCAGGCCAAGCUCAAGACAACAUUCUCCACAGAUUCAAGGGUACAGAACAUGUUUGAUAUUCUCCUUGAUGAAGAAAUGGAAAAAGAUAAGAAGGAAAAGGCAGCCAACAACCUGAUUGUACUGUCCAGAGAGGAUGCGGGAGCAGAGAGAAUCUUUCAGAACAAUGGCGUGCCUCUGCUUCUCAACAUGAUCGAGACGGGAAAACCAGAGAUGAUCAUGUCUGCUAUCCGUACUCUUUCGGGAAUGUGCACAGGACACAAAGCUCGGACAAUGGCCAUUAUUCACAUGGUGGGCACUGAUAAGUUGUGCAGCAUCAUGGCGCUCGACAAUGAGGAGAUCACACUGGCAGCAUGCAACCUCUUCCAGUGCAUCAACGACUCACUCACAGGCGGGGAUAGAAGAGAAUACGGAAAAGAAGAGGCCUUGGUUUUGGAUGCCUCUAAAGAUCUGAAGACCAUCCUCCUGUCUCUGCUGGAGAUGGUUGGCAGUAAAAAGGUAUCUGGCCAUGGCAGAGACCAGGCACUGAACCUCCUGAGCAAGAACGUCCCUCGCAAAGGAAAGAGAGACCCUGACCACUCCCGCACCCUCUUCACCGUAGACCACGGUCUGAAGAAGAUCCUCAAAGUGUGUGGUCAGGUUCCUGAGCUUCCUGACCAGUUGCCCAUGACUGAUAACACACAGCUGAUUGCCAGCGUGCUCCUCAACCGCCUUUAUGAUGACCUCACAUGCGACCCAGAGAGAAACAACUUCAGGGACGUUUGUGACGAAUACAUCAAAUCCAAAAUUGACCCUAACGACAUGGACAAAACAAUUCACGCCAUCAACGUCAUCUCAGGGCUGCUGCAGGGUCCAUUCGACGUAGGUAACGCCCUGGUGGGAAGGCAGGGUGUCAUGGAGAUGAUGGUGGCGCUGUGCGGCUCUGAACGGGAGGUGGACCAGAUGGUCGCUGUGGAAGCGCUCAUUCAUUCCUCCACGAAAAUGAGCCGAGCCAGCUUCAUCAUCACCAACGGCGUGUCGCUGCUGAAGGACAUCUACAAGAAGACCAAAAAUGAGAAGAUUAAAAUCCGCUCGCUGGUGGGUCUCUGCAAACUGGGCUCAGCGGGAGGAGAUGAUUACAGCAUGAGACAGUUCGCUGAGGGCUCCACUGAGAAGUUAGCCAAGCAGUGCAGAAAAUGGCUUUGCAAUCCCCAGAUCGACGCUAAAACCAGGAGGUGGGCUAUUGAGGGUCUGGCAUACUUGACUAAUGACGCUGAUGUCAAAGAUGACUUUGUUGAGGAUGAGCAGGCACUGAAAGCCAUGUUUGACCUGGCCAAGUCAAAAGAUAAGACCAUCAUAUAUGCCGUGGCCUGCACUUUGGUCAACUGCACCAACACCUAUGAGAAGAAAGAAAUCAUACCUGAACUGGUACAGCUGGCAAAGUUCUCAAAGCAGCACGUGCCUGAGCAGCAUCCCAAGGACAAGAAAGACUUCAUUGACAGGCGGGUCAAAAGACUGCUGAAAGCUGGAGUCACAUCCGCUCUUGCUGUCAUGGUCAAAGCAGACAACUCCAUCUUGACGGACCAGACCAAGGAGAUGCUUGCAAGGGUCUUCUUGGCUUUGUCAGAGGAUCCCAAAGAUCGUGGUACUCUUGUUGCCCAAGGUGGGGGAAAGGCUUUGAUACCUCUGGCGCUGGAAGGAACUGAGGCAGGAAAAGUGAAGGCCUGUCAAGCUCUUGCCAAAAUUGCAGCCAUUUCAAAUCCAGAAAUCGCCUUCCCUGGCGAAAGGGUGUAUGAGGUGGUGAGGCCUUUAGUCAGCCUCCUUCACACAGAAAGGGAUGGAAUGCAGAACUUUGAGGCUUUGCGAGGCCUCACUAAUUUUGCGGGUUUCAGUGAAAAACUAAGGGUAAAAAUUGUAAAAGAGAACGCUCUUCCCGAUAUCGAGAACUACAUGUUUGAGGAACACGAGCAGAUCAGACAGGCUGCCACAGAAUGCAUGUGCAACCUUGUGACAUGCAAAGAGGUCCAAGAGCGCUACCUAGACGAAAGUAACGAUAAGCUGAAGCUGCUGCUCCUACUUUGUGGAGAAGAUGAUGAUAAACUUCAGAUUGCCGCAGCGGGAGCCCUGGCCAUGCUUACCGCUGUCCAGAAGAAGCUCUGCGCCAAGCUCACCCUUGUGAGUACCCAGUGGCUUGAGAUCCUGCAGAGGUUGUGUCUACACACAAACCCGAUGAUACAGCACCGUGGCCUCGUGAUUGUGUACAACAUGCUCAACUCGGAGGACGGCGAGCUGACCAAGAAACUGAUCGAGAGCGAGCUGCUGGAAAUCAUGACAGUGAUCGGAAAGGCUGAGGACAACCCCAAGAGGCAGGAACCCAUUGAUGUGGCGCGUACGUGCCUGGUCAAAGCAAUGGAACUGGGGCUUAUCAAACCCUUCUCCAGCCCUUCCUAAGCACAACAACGGACAUGUUUUUGUGCUCUUUACUACUCGUUUCCCACAUACUUUUUUCAACAUUGAAGACUUUACUAGUUAUCAUUUGUUAUUUUGACUGGAGCCUCAAGUAUUGGCUGAUACUGAUAUCAAUCCGAUACGGUAUCAACACGAAUCAUUGUGCAUACUUUUAAUAUUAUGUAUCGUGAAUUGUUAGAAAAUGUUUGAUCAAGUGAAAUUACUCAGAAAAAACAAUGGUAAGGAAUAAUGAUAUUAUUCAGACAAUGACGCCUCAGAAUUACGUUGUAAUGUUACUCAUAAUUUUUAUCGUAUUAAAUAAUUAUAUCUAACCUACUUACAGUUUACAACCUUGUCAAAUGAUAUAAAACUGUGUUAAUCGCAAAGAUUAUUAUUUAUUUGACAUCUACUGUAAACCAUAGGCUAAGGUCAGGCUGAUUAGAAAAGAAGUACCAACCAAGUGUACCGCAUUAGAAGUAAUAUAAAUAAAAAUCUGCUGAAAAUAAAUGUAGUUAAAUUAUUUUUUGCUAAAAUAAAUGAACCAACUUAUUAAUAAAUAUGUUUUGUCACUUGACUGUCAAUAACAUUUACAAAUACAGCUUCACCACUUCAGUCAUAAUGUUUGCGCUUAGGAAAAAGUUUUCUAUGGCUUCAGACUUGCUCUGUUUGUUUGAGAUUUUUAAUUAGCAGUUUUCUUAAUAGUUACGGCGUUACUUUUAUUAGUAACGAGUAAUCUCAUUUAUUACUUUUAGGUCUGUUACAACGCUGUUCGCGAUAGCUUGAUGUAACAUUGCUCUCUACUUUUGAUGUGGUUUCAUUUCGACAAGAAGACAACGUCAUAAGUGCAGCAAAUUCAAUCCAGGAAAUGUCUUUUUACUCCUGAAAGCAACAAGCAGCAACGCACUAAAAUUAACUUGAAAAUUAACAAACAGGAAGAGGCACCGUCACACUGACACAGCACACAACAUUCACACACGGGGAAGGCAUGGCGCGGUUGGGAGAGUGGCCGUGCCAGCAACCUGAGGGUUCCCGGUUCAAUCCCAACUACUACCAACCUCAUCACGUCCUUUGUGUCCUUGAGCAAGACACUUCACCCUUGCUCCUGAUGGGUCGUGGUUAGGGCCUUGCAUGGCAGCUCCCGCCAUCAGUGUGUGAAUGUGUGUGUGAAUGGGUGAAUGUGGAAAAAGUGUCAAAGUGCUUUGAGUACCUUGAAGGUAGAAAAGCUCUAUACCACUUACACAAUGGGAAUAUUGAACAACAAAUCAAUGAUUGAACUGACAAACUUGCCUUACAAAAUAUACCCAGUCUGUUUACAAGAAGAUAUGACAGCCACCGAGGCACAUUCAAUCUCUUUAUUAAGUAGAGGUAAAGUGUGCUACUAACUGCUAAAGCUAAAAAACAGCUUUGUUAAAACCCUCGAUGAUGUCACACAGCACUAGGCAACAGGCCCCGCCUUUUAAAAGCACCACACCUCACUCUAAUAUUAAACAUCUCACAAAUGCAUAUGCCAAAUAUAUAUAUAUUUUUUUUAAGUAACGUAUGAAUGACUUUCCCUAGUAUUUAAUUAUAUCUAUUAAAGACUAAUUCCGUUAGUAAUUCAAUUACUUUUUUGGGUAAAAUAGCAAGUAAGUAUAACUAAUUGCUUUUUAAAAUACAUUUUCAGAAAACUGGUCAAUAGGGCCAAAAGUGGUGGAAAAGUGUAUUACAACUGAGUACCGCAACCCACAGACCACAGCGGAGACAUUUUUGGCGGCCCAACAAUGGGCUUUGGUUAAAAAGUCCUGGUUUAUGGCACACUCACUUGCUGUAUUGACCAUGGAUUGACACUGUUUGUAUUACAUAAUAGUCAUCGAUCAUUUACCGGAUUACAAAAGUCCCUACGUUUGACCUGGGUUAGGGUUAGCACAAAUCACAACGUACACAUAUUUUUUUCAAUUCUUUUUUCAUGUAGGACGUUAGAAAAGAUUGAAAUUACUCAAGGGAACAAGGGUAGGUAUAAAACACGUAACUCAUGACAUAUUUAUGCUUUUUAAAUGGAGUGGUGUGGACAUGUUUUGUUACUGGAAACUUUCCAAGACGCUUCUGCCUUUGACACUUUGUAUCGGUGUGUAAUAUGCAACCAUACUUGUUUAUUUUGACAAAUUUGGUGUUUUCGACUGGAGUAUUGUCCAAAUAGGGACACUUAUUAUUAAUGUCUAGCAUGUGUGCUUUUGUGUGCGCAGCAGUCGUGUAGCUGAUAGCUCGUAGUAGCCUGCCAUAUUUCCCUUUUUUUAAAUAAAAUACAAGAACACACUGAA
Messenger RNA from Nerophis ophidion (straightnose pipefish), 5387 nucleotides. It is a transcript of the gene unc45b, whose product is annotated as unc-45 myosin chaperone B. NCBI's taxonomy places the organism in Eukaryota, Metazoa, Chordata, Actinopteri, Syngnathiformes, Syngnathidae. Gene Ontology annotation, molecular function: Hsp90 protein binding. The transcript has 20 exons. The record is from RefSeq and is a predicted model, not a curated record. The coding region runs from base 301 to 3093 and encodes 930 amino acids.